AUGAACAAGAAAGAAACGAUAGCGGAAGUUGAUGAAGACUUAUGUUUUGUCAAUCAGUGGGUAGAUAAGAUAUCCCGUGGGAAGUCUUCUACCUUACUCGCAUUCAUCGAGUCAUUUCGAUCCGAAAUAAAGUGUGAGGAUCGAAUAAGAAGAGAACAUGGACUAAAACGAAUUUGUUUGGUGGUAAGCAAACUUCCGCAAAACUAUCCAUGGGAGUUAUCGCAAGUGGAAUUACUUCUGAAUUUCUGCUUGAUGAACUAUGAUAAUUUUGAUGCUGUAAACUGUUUUAUAUUGACGGUUCUCAAAAAGCUGCUAAUGAGUAAUUUACAUAUGACGAGUAAUUAUAUUCAACGUCUAUUCGACACUUUGUUUGGGAAACGACAAGUGCAAAUUUAUGCCCAAAAGGAACGCUUUCUGUUUUAUCAGAUUUUAGAUAUAUUAUUGUACAAAUACUUCAAAGAACUGUCAACAAACGCGCAGUUUGUUUCCUACUUUAUAUCAUCUAUAUCCGGAGAACGGGAUCCCCGAUGCCUCAUUCUUAUUUUUCGUCUCUUUUGCACUGUCUGCAAAUACUUUAGUUCUGGAGAUUUCCCAAGAAAUUUGUUUGAUAUUCAUUCAAGUGAUUUGUUUGAUGUUGUUGCUUGUUAUUAUCCCAUUGAGUUUAACUACAACUCGAAGGAACGACCAGAAAUUACCAAAGAACUGUUAAGUAGUGGUUGUGAAAGUUGUCUGCUUAUUGAUGAAGAGUUUGCACCGUUCGUUUUCGAGCUGAUUAUUGAAAAACUUCUGGACAGUGAAUAUUCAAUAAAUACAAAAUUAGAAGCCAAAGCGUGUGCAGUUUUUCCAUGCUAUCACCUUGUUAGUCACAUCGAUCAGUUGUGUGUAGGCAUAAGAUCGAUUUUAUUCAAUUUGCCGAAAAGCGUAGAUGACGAUUACGUUCCAGAACCAAUCAGUGUUGCUAUUUCUUCAAUGCUGAAAUCUUUGAAAGAAGUCAAUAUUAAGGAUAAGGAGCAGCGGAUUGAACGUAUAUGCCAAGAAUUUAUUGAGAAGGGCGAAAUUUUUGUGUUACAAACCGAGUUAGGUCUAACGAGUCGAAUGUUAGCAUUCUUUAAGAUUUUGCUCAGGUCUAGCGAAUCAUCAUUCAAAAUCGUUUUUGAGAAUGUUUUCUCGUGGCUCUUAUUAUUGUGCAAAGGUGAUACGUUCAGUUCUUCUGCUGAUAAAUCUGAAGUGGUUAACACCAGUUUGAAGUUAUUGUGUCACUGGAUUGAUGUAGCCGGUGAUUUUAAGCAGGUUGCACUCUUGCGGAAGUAUCAUUUGUCAUUUAUUGAAAUGCUUGACAAAUAUGAUCGAGAAAUCGCUCAGUUUACGCGUUACAAAUUAUUGAAGGUUUGCAUUAAUUUGGAUAUGCUCACAAGUGGAUUAUUAGAGAAGUGCAAAAUUUUCCUACGAAAAAGCUUCGAUUUUGUUUGCAGUCAGAAUAGAAAGCUGAGGAAUGGCUGUCUGUUGUUCGUCCACGCUUUUGCGGUGGCUAAUUGGACUAUUGUAAAAGACAUAUUUGUUGACGAAAUCAAUAAUAAUAAAGAAAUAUAUCAUCUAACUCCAUUGCUUUGGUUUCUUAUUCAUGACAUAGAUAGUCUCAAUUUUGCCUUAUCGUAUCUUGGAACUUUAUUUCCAUCAACAUCAGGUUACUCAGAUGAUUUUCAAGAAAUUUUUCUCGAAAUGUUUAAAAAUAACAAAUCAGGAAGUAUGGCAUUACAAGAAACAUUGCUGAAGCAGAGUUUGACUUGUUUUUUUAUGAGGCUUGAACUCGGUAUGAAAUCAACACGAGAUUUAGAAGCACAGUCGAAAUUACUGCAACAAAUUGGACUAAUAAUUAAUGAUCGGACACAUUUCGAAGGUCUUCGUUUGAUCCGGAAAAAGCUACAAAAUUGCUCGAAUGUGUUGCCAGGCCUAUAUUUGUACAUUAUCCAAUCUCCGUACAGCAAUGAACUUCUGAACCUGCUGACAGAACUGACUUCUUCAGAUCAAAAUUUCAUCUGGUAUAAAUCAUUGAUUAUGGCUGCAGUAGUUAAUAAAUCGCCAAAUUAUGUAGAAACGCUUGAUCACAUAGAAAAAAUGCGAAAAAGUCUUGAAUUUUUGGAUAGUUUCAAAUGCAAGGCUCGGUUAUGUGCUGCGCUACUUCUAAUUGGUCAUCCUGAAGGAUCUACUUACUUUGCUGCACUUCUUCGUGAUCUUGUUCAGUAUUUCCAUUCAGAACAUAUCACUGUAUUAACAGAUACGUUGAUGGAUAUGCUAAUUUUCGAUACUUGCUAUUCUGAUCCAACAAAAUGCAAAUAUCGAACAACGUUUUUGUGGAAGCAAAGAAUAUUUUGUCAGUUGAUUCCUAUCUAUGUCCAAUAUUUCAAUGAUUUAAGCAAAGAAUCCCAAGACAAACGGAUUGCUUUAUUUCCUUUACUAUCGCCGCUUUUUGCGCUUGCCGCAUCAUCGACAGCUGUUAUGAAUGAUAGAUAUGUAGAGUUGUUGCCCGUACUUUGUGCUGCUCUGGAUACAUCCGGCUUAGAUUUGCGUUUGGAAAGACAAAUCAUUUCCGGUUUGGCAACAUUACUGAAGAAUGCAACUGCUGAGCAGUUUGGUCAUGAUCUCUUAUUGAAAGUGUUACCACGUCUACAACAUUGCCUUGAACAUAGCGAAGAUAUGAUGGUCUACUUGGCAGCAUUGGAAUGUUUACAACUAAUAUCACAGAAAUGGUCGUCUGCAGUAUUACUUCCAUUCUAUGGUCCCAUCGUUCGAAGUUUAACAAAAGCUUCUGGAUCUCAGAAACGGAUUGUCCGAAGAACAGUUGCAAAUGUUAGGAAUUUAUGGUAA
Messenger RNA from Acanthocheilonema viteae, 2865 nucleotides. The record is from the annotation of a GenBank genome assembly. Lineage: Eukaryota; Metazoa; Nematoda; Chromadorea; Rhabditida; Onchocercidae.